This is a messenger RNA of Ostrea edulis (European flat oyster), 3406 nucleotides long. Its product is annotated as cell division cycle protein 20 homolog. Lineage: Eukaryota; Metazoa; Mollusca; Bivalvia; Ostreida; Ostreidae. The transcript has 8 exons. The coding region runs from base 1959 to 3245 and encodes 428 amino acids. Gene Ontology annotation, cellular component: anaphase-promoting complex. Gene Ontology annotation, molecular function: anaphase-promoting complex binding; ubiquitin ligase activator activity; protein binding. Gene Ontology annotation, biological process: positive regulation of anaphase-promoting complex-dependent catabolic process; positive regulation of ubiquitin protein ligase activity; anaphase-promoting complex-dependent catabolic process. The record is from RefSeq and is a predicted model, not a curated record.
AUGAUUAACUCGUUAUAACGAGAUACUAACUCGUUAUAACGAGAUAAUUAAGUCGUUAUAACAAGAUAACUAACUCGUUAUAACGAGAUACUAACUCGUUAUAACGAGAUAACCAACUCGUUAUAACGAGAUGCGAACUCGUUAUAACGAGUUAGAUUUUUUUUUCACUUUUCAAAAAUGAGCCUAUCCGGCUUUCGUAGUAUUUACCUUUUUAUCUAGGGUUGUUUUUGUUUUGUUUUUUUCUUCUCCGAAUUCAGUGAAGCUGAUAUAUGGGCUGAUUAAUUUUGCUCCUUUUGGGGGAACAAUCUAGGACAUUUAGAGAUUACAUGUAUUUGGGUCAUGCAUAAAACGUAUUCUCUUUAGAAAAGUGGACAGACAUGCUUGACUACUUCUCUAAAGAGAAUAGUGUAAAACGCAGUGUUAACUGGAGGUUACGUUUCGUUUGACGAAAUUUCCUAAUGUUAACAUAAACUCAAAUAAUUGAAGAUAUCUUCAAUUAUUUGAAGAUAUCAUCAAUUCAUCAAUUAUUGCUCUCUUUAAUUGAAUUAAUGCGCGCAUUAAAUCAAUUAUUGCUCUCAUCAAAUGAAUUAAUGCGCGCUGCAAUUCAAUUACUGCUCUCAUCAAUUGAAUUAAUGCGCGCAUCAAUUGAAUUAAUGAGAGCAAUAAUUGAUUUAAUGCGCGCAUUAAUUCAAUUAUUGCUCUCUUCAAUUCAAUUGAUGCUCUCAUCAAUUGAAUUAAUGAGAGCAAUAAUAGAUUUGAUGCACGCAUUAAUUCAAUUAUUGCUCUCUUCAAUUCAAUUGAUGAGAGCAUCAAUUUAGUAGAAAUAUUGCGCGCAAUAAUUAAUUUAGAGCUCGAUAUAAAUAAUUUGAUGAUCUCUUUAAUUCAAUUGAAGAUAUCUUUAAUUAUUUACAAUGCUAUUGUAUAAGGAAUUAAUGCGCGCAUCAAUUCUUUUAAAGAGAGCAACAAUUCAAUUAAAGAGAUCAUUAAUUCAAUUGUGGAUAUGUUGAAUUGAAGAUAUCUUUAAUUAUAUAGUUGCUCUCUCUAAAAGAAUUAUUGCUCUCUUCAGAUGAAUUAAAGAUAUCAUUAAUUCAAUUGAAGAGAGCAAUAAUUGAAUUAAUGUGCGCAUUAAAUCAAUUAUUGCUCUCAUCAAAUGAAUUAAUGCGCGAGAUCAUUAAUUCAAUUAAAGCGCGCAUCAAUUCAGCUGAAGAAUUAAUGCUAUCAUCAAUUCAAUUAAUGCGCGCAAUAAUUCAGAAUUGAAGAUAUCAUUAAUUAUUUGAAGAGAUCUUUAAUUAAAUUGUUGCGCGCAUCAAAUGAAUUAAUGAUAUCUUCAAAUAAUUGAAGAUAUCAUCAAUAUCUUCAAUUAAUUGAAGAUAUCAUCAAUAUCUUCAAUUAAUUGAAGAUAUCUUCAAUUAUUUGAGUUUAUGUUAAUUUGGCGCUCCAUAGUGUUUGGAUAGAGCUUUUACCAAAUACUCGCAAUUUUGAUGCUAAAUACAUAUAUACCAAUACAUACUCAACGCCACAAAGUUUCAGUCAGAGUGUACUUUUAUGUAUAAAAAUUUGGGCAAGCUCAAACAAAGUCAUAAUUCAGAGGGUCUUCAUUUGCAAAUUUCGAGAUCACCAGUAUAUGAAUUCUAUUGCAAGGGACUGUUUCAAAAUUCAAUUAUCGAUGCAUUCAAAGAGGACCUCCGGUAGAGCUAUAGUGUUAUAUAGUAUGUAUAUACUUCUCAGUUUUUUGGAGGUGUGGGUGUUACUGUACAGGUAUUACAAAGUUGAUAUUUACAGUUUAAUAUUUAAUAUGAAAUUAUCCCUUUUGGGAGUGAUCCUUAGAUUGGACGAAUGUACCGGAUGUGAGAUCAGUUAAACUCGUUACAUUGAAGGGUAGGUAAUACAUAUCGAUAUGUUAUACAAAAGUCUCCACGCAUGACUGAUGUUGUACAGGUCCACAUAAAAACGAUGAAAUGGCUGCCACUGAGUUGUGUUCUCCGAAGAUAAACACACUCGACCGUUUUAUUCCCUAUCGGCCCAACCUUGAUGUCAAUGUCGCCCACGCCCGGGUGAUGAGUCCACCCAGUGAAACGAAGAAGCACCCGUCGCCAUGGAGCAAUGAUCGACAACGACUCUAUAGUGAUGUUCUUGAUGGAAUUCUCGAUACCCCGGGACAAAAACGAGUGUUACCGAUAACGCGCUGUCAAAGUCCAGAGACUCAAAAUGAUCUCAAACUUUGUUCACAAAGGCCAAGAAGACGAGUGAUUACGUCGCCUAAAAAUAUCCUUGAUAUGCCUAAAAUCCGAAAUGAUUUCUACACCAAUGUACUUGACUGGGGACAAUCAAACAGGAUCUUGGUUGCUUUGGAGAAGACUGCAUAUAUCUGGGAUGUCGAAUCAAAACUUUGCCAGAAAGUAGAUGCUGUAAAAGACGAGGAGGCCAGCUCUUAUUUUGUAUCUGCUGUCUGUUGGGAUAACGAGGGCCAUUUGGUGGCAACAGGAGACAGCCAAGGGCAUUUAAAGGUUUUCGAUCCAGAAACGGAGAAAACUGUUCGGAGUGUAAAUGGAGAUGGAAAGACCACGGUUAGCGUAGUGAAGUGGAGGAACAACGAAAUAUACACUGGAGAUCGCAAAGGAGGGGUUUUCCAAUACGACGUCAGAUGUCCCACCAUGGCUGGUCGACUGGUUGGACAUGGACAAAAUGUCUGUGGAAUGGCGCUGUCUGAUAAUUCCCAUGACAUGGUGACGGGUAGUAACAGCGGAAUUGUCAGGUUAUGGGAUUUACGAACGCAUAAGUGUUUCAGAACGAUCAAAGCCCAUAGCGCAUGUGCUAAGGCGCUGGCAUGGUGUCCAUGGCGAUCCAGCGUUAUAGCAACCGGGGGCGGAGCACAAGACGGUUAUAUUAAACUGUGGCAGAUUCAUACAGGAGAAUUGAUUAGCGAAACCUCAACCAAGUCUCAGAUAUGUGGGUUACUAUGGUCAGUAGAGUACCAAGAACUUGCUUCCACCCAUGGAUCAGUAACCCCAGAGAAUAAUGACAUUGUUUUGUGGAAGAUGUCAAGGUUUCAGUUUGAACCCCUGGCAAGACUGCAACAGCAUCUAGCACGGCCUCUUCACAUGGCACUCAGUCCUGAUGGCACCACAAUUGCUUCCGCCGGAGUAGAUGAAAUUAUGUGUAUCUGGGAAUGUUUUCCGGGAAAUCGCGAACACCACCGGAAACUAUCAUCGUCAUCACUCGAUUUGAACCAGAUGAUCCGAUGACAUUGACCAAAGUCUUGCUUCAAGUUUUCUUCCUAUUGUCCAGAAGAACUAUAUAUACACUACCUGUAAAUCCAUUAGUUAGAAGUUAUAAUUUCAAUUGUAUUUAUAUGUGUUAAAUUUAUGUUUGUUGAAUAUUGUAAAUUAAAGAAAUAAUUAUUGUA